AUGAUUACGAAUGAAUGAAUAAUGGACACAUCCGAUCCCUGGCCGCCGCUAAAUUCAAGACCCACCAUUCUUAUUUGUUCUUAAAAAACCGUUCUUCCAUGAAACCUUCAAUCUUUGCCCUAUCCACCCCCCAAAAAACCUCAAAAUCCACAACCUUAAUCAACCUCGUCCCAUGUCUCUCCAUAUCCUCGGAUCACCCCUGUUCCCCCAUUCUUUUUCCCACAAAAAUCCAACAAAAAAACCACAUAAAAACACCGUCUUUUGCACCCACAAUUCAAGAACCACACAGCUUCUUGAAAAUCUUGAAAACAAUCAUAAAUUGACCCGACCCGAUUACCCGGAUCAGUUUUCUUGCACACCCAUUCGCCCUGUUCACACAAACACACAAACAACUGAUCAAGAUGAUGAAUAUGAUGAUCUAUGGCUGAGAAUGAAAGAUGAGGCUAGAUCAGAUAUUAAUCAUGAACCCAUAUUGGAAAAUUAUUAUUUUAGUUCAAUCUUGUGUCAUCCUGUUAUUGAAAGUGCCUUAGCUGCUCAUCUCUCCAUAAAGCUUGGAACUUUAUCUCUUCCAAGUGGGACCCUUUAUGAUCUUUUUGUGGGUGUGCUUACAGAGGAUCAAGAACUUGUUGCAGCUGUCAAACAUGAUUUGAAAGCUGUUAAAGAAAGAGACCCUGCUUGUGUUAGUUAUGUGCAGUGUUUCUUGAAUUUCAAAGGGUUUUUAGCCUGUCAAGCUCAUAGAAUUGCACAUAAGUUAUGGUCACAAGAUAGAAAAAUUCUUGCAGUUAUUAUUCAGAACAGGGUGUCUGAGGUUUUCGCGUUGGAUAUUCAUCCGGGAGCGAAAAUCGGUUAUGGGAUAUUGUUCGAUCACGCUACCGGGUUGGUGAUUGGGGAGACUGCGGUGAUCGGGAACAAUGUGUCGAUUUUGCAUAAUGUGACGUUGGGUGGGACCGGGAAGAUGAGUGGCGAUAGGCAUCCGAAGAUUGGGGACGGUGUUUUGAUCGGGGCGGGGACUUGUGUUUUGGGGAAUGUUAGGAUUGGGGACGGGGCGAAGAUAGGGGCGGGGUCCGUGGUGUUGAGGGACGUGCCGCCUAGAACCACUGCGGUUGGGAACCCGGCGAAGUUGAUUGGCGGGAAAGAGAAUCCGAUUAGGCUCGAUAAGAUUCCUGGUCUUACUAUGGAUCAUACUUUGCAUAUAAAUGAGUGGUCUGAUUAUGUUAUUUGAAUAAUUAGAUUGCCUGUUUGAAGGUUGAUCUCAGGGUAUAUCAUAUACUGUUCUUGUUUUUUUGUCUAAGUGGUAGUUAAAUGUAUACCUAUGUGAACCAUCCCUUCGUUGUAUCAACAUGUUUGAUGCAGAUUAUGAUGAAUAAAAGAGGAUUUAUGGUUAUAUUUUCCUUGUGAA
Messenger RNA from Helianthus annuus (common sunflower), 1399 nucleotides. RefSeq names its product serine acetyltransferase 1, chloroplastic. The coding region runs from base 173 to 1222 and encodes 349 amino acids. The record is from RefSeq and is a predicted model, not a curated record. Gene Ontology annotation, molecular function: L-serine O-acetyltransferase activity. Gene Ontology annotation, cellular component: cytosol; cytoplasm. Lineage: Eukaryota; Viridiplantae; Streptophyta; Magnoliopsida; Asterales; Asteraceae. The transcript has a single exon.